AUGAGAAGCCCUACUUCCGUAAAAGAGGUUCAAAAGCUGGCAGGUAGAAUAACGGCGUUGUCCAGGUUCCUAUCAUGCGCAGGCGAGAAAGGUUUUCAUUUCUUCACAUCUCUUAAGAAAAACGAAAGAUUUUCAUGGACGCCUGAAUGCGAGGAGGCUUUCAAACAACUAAAGGAAUUCUUGGCAUCUCCGCCCAUCUUGACGCGCCCAUUACCAGGCAAUACUCUUUACCUUUAUCUUGCAGUUUCCGAUAGAGCCUUAAGUUCAGCUUUAGUUCAAGAGGUAGAGGGCGAAGAGAAGCCCAUAUACUUUGUAAGUAGAACCCUUAGAGGAGCGGAGAUAAGAUAUCAAAGGAUCGAGAGGCUAUCUCUCGCGGUAGUUGUCACGUCCAGGAAGUUAAGACAAUACUUUCAAAGCCACAAAGUAGUUGUUAGGACAGAUUACCCUAUUAAGAAUGUCCUCAGAAAGCCAGACUUAGCGGGAAGGAUGGUAGCAUGGUCCGUUGAGUUGUCAGAAUUUGACAUCACCUUCUCACCUAGAGGGGCCAUCAAGUCUCAAAGGUUGGCCGACUUUGUGUUAGAAAUGUCUAACCCGCCAAUAACUGAAAAAGCUUCGCCUUGGACCCUAUCGGUUGACGAAGCCUCCAACGUACGGGGAAGUGGAGCUGGAAUAGUAUUAGAGGGACCAGAUGGCGUUAUGAUAGAACAAUCAUUACGUUUCGCCUUUAAAGCUAGCAAUAAUCAAGUCGAAUACGAAGCUUUGAUAGCAGGAAUGAAGCUAGCGAAGGAUAUGGAAGUGAAGGAUUUGAGAGCCAUGAGUGAUUCCCAACUGGUUACCAACCAAGUAUCAGGAAAAUUUCAAACGAAGGAGCCACAGUUAAUCAAGUAUGUGGAGGGGGUACAAAAUCUAGCUAAAUGCUUCAACUCUUUCGAAUUAGUUUAUGUUCCCCGCGAACAAAACAUGAGAGCAGAUUUAUUGUCCAAAUUGGCGAGCACGAAAAAGCCAGGAAGUCAUAGAACUGUUAUCCAAGAAACCAUCAAAACUCCCAACAUUAGCGGAGAGGAUCUGAUGAUGGUAAUAGAAGAGGAAGAUUGGAGGUCGCCCAUAAUCCGAUACCUCCAAAAGGACGAACUCCCAAAAGAAAAGGAAAAGGCGUUCAAAUUAAAGAAGAUGGCGGCAUGGUACUCCAUGCCAUAUUGGUUCAAGAGCUUUAGCAGGAAAGAUAUUAAGAGUAGGUUUUUAUUGGCCGGAUAUACAUGA
Molecule: messenger RNA, 1260 nt
Organism: Trifolium pratense (red clover)
Lineage: Eukaryota; Viridiplantae; Streptophyta; Magnoliopsida; Fabales; Fabaceae
Exons: 2
Coding region: 1-1260 (419 amino acids)
Molecular function (GO): RNA-DNA hybrid ribonuclease activity; nucleic acid binding
Source: RefSeq, a predicted model, not a curated record